CUUUUCUUUCUUUGUACAGUUGAUAUUAGUCCGUUUUCAGUUCUACUCGCUUUCAUCAAGUCGAUUCAACUAAUUGUAUAUAUCAAUCUCUUUCUAAUCCAAUUUUCCAUUGGUACAAGCGACAUAUAUGUUUAAAUAAACUGUCCAGAAUAUGAGUGCACUCGAAACACUCCAGAAAAUCUUGCCUUCAAAGCAAGCUGCCGACCAUGAAAGCAAGAAAGGGCCAGAAUUCAAAGGCUUGCCAGCACUACAACAGUAUAUUCAGCUUGAAUCUAAAGAGAAGCCGUCACACCUGCUGUUGCUUUUAGAACAUCUCCGAAUCCAAACUUCGGGCAGUGACAGCGUCCUCGACCUAGACAGCAUAGACUUGGAGUCGUUAGACCAUUUAAACCAGAAAUUUCUCGAAUUCAACGUCACCAUAAAACAGUACAGAAAAAAACUCGAACCAGUAGAAACCAUACUUGUCGACUUUAAUAAGGACUUGACCCAGUUGCUGUCGAGUUUGGUUUCCCUACAGCAACAAUCCACGAAACUUUCUUCCGACUCAAAUUUGCAGAGAACUAUUACAGAAAAACUCAACCCCAUCAUACUUGAUCUCGUGAUUUCUCCAGAAAUUGUAAAAUCGGUUCUUCAGGACGAAGUCGAUGUCAAAUGGUUGGACAACUUGAAGUUUCUUUCGGAAAAACUGCAGUUGGUCGCCAACAUCAAAUCUGAAUCCAAAUCGUUUGAAAAAUUGGAAAUUGGCAUUACCCUAUUAACAAACAAGGCUGUAGAAAGAAUAAGAGACCACAUCAUCAAGAACAUCAAGGCUUUGAGAUCCCCUGGAAAGUGCUCAUCGCAGACUAUUCAACAGAACUUGUUGUUGGUUAAAGAAGCCUUCUAUUUCCUUCAAGAACAGCACAAAGAAUUGGCUAACCAAUUACAACUUGCAUAUAUCCACACGAUGAAAUGGUAUUACCAAACCAGAUUUGCCAAAUACAUCUAUGCCUUGGAGAAGUUGCAUAUUAGAAACAUCGAUCUGACCUAUGUCUUGGGCAGCAAGGCACCGAACCAGAUCUCUAUGGCAGACUAUUUACUGUCUAUCGAUAAAAGAUUGAGUGUUCUUGAAGAUAAGAGUAAGAGUGUCACUGCUAUAGCUUCCCAAAUCGCAGAGACAACUCCCUUUACCUACUGGUUGGAGUUCGUGUUCAACCAGUUCUCAGUGGCCCUCAUAGACAACAUUAUUGUAGAGUAUCUUUUCAUAGUGGAGUUCUUCUACCAAGGAGAUGAAAAGUUUGAAAAAAAAGAUGACUGGUACCAUGUCAUGUUUAACAAUGUUUUCAAAAUCGGCCGGGAGUUCUUGACAUGUUAUGGAACCUGUGAUGGAUAUGCUAUUUUGCUUAUGAUAAGACUUAUACAGAGUUCACAGAACAUCCUUCACAACGAGUUUCACAUUCCUAUUCUUGAUGACUAUCUCAAUUCGUUGUUACUUAUAUUGUGGCCACAUUUCACUAAGGUGAUAGACGUUAACUGCGAAGCCAUGAAGAAGUCGGUUAUACAUACGCCUAAAGAAGCAGUUCUUGCACCUGUGAACGUCACCCAGCAGUUUGCCCAGUUUUUGCUGGGGUUGUUGAAAUUGUCAAGUUUAAAAGGAGAACCACUUUAUACAUCUAUGUCGAGGUUGCGAAAUGAUUUUGAGAGUUUUCUCACCAAGUACAGUAACCAUGCCUUUGGAGUCACAGAAAAGGAGAUUUUCUUGUACAACAACUACUUCCUUGUGGUGAGCAUCUUGAAGAAUGAGAAUACUGGUGGAGAAGCCAACGAACUCAUCGACGAACAGAUUAAGCAUUUCGAACUUCUCUGUGAAGCAUACAGCAAGCAUUAAUGUAGCAAUAGGUAGAAUAAGAAUAAUAAAAAUGAAGAAGUAGA
This is a messenger RNA of Scheffersomyces stipitis CBS 6054, 1908 nucleotides long. RefSeq names its product Vps52p (gene VPS52). The record is from RefSeq and is a predicted model, not a curated record. Gene Ontology annotation, molecular function: syntaxin binding. Gene Ontology annotation, cellular component: GARP complex. The coding region runs from base 152 to 1864 and encodes 570 amino acids. Gene Ontology annotation, biological process: retrograde transport, endosome to Golgi; endocytic recycling; Golgi to vacuole transport. The transcript is spliced from 7 exons. Lineage: Eukaryota; Fungi; Ascomycota; Pichiomycetes; Serinales; Debaryomycetaceae.